Molecule: messenger RNA, 1942 nt
Organism: Coccomyxa subellipsoidea C-169
Lineage: Eukaryota; Viridiplantae; Chlorophyta; Trebouxiophyceae; Coccomyxaceae
Product: SecY protein
Exons: 10
Coding region: 121-1539 (472 amino acids)
Biological process (GO): SRP-dependent cotranslational protein targeting to membrane, translocation; post-translational protein targeting to membrane, translocation
Cellular component (GO): membrane; Sec61 translocon complex
Molecular function (GO): transmembrane protein transporter activity; ribosome binding; signal sequence receptor activity
Source: RefSeq, a predicted model, not a curated record
GCAAGACGCCGCCUCGUGAGGGACCAGAUACACAGUGCCGUAUCCUAGAAUAAGAGCAUCGGCAUUGGAAGGUGGAUUUGACUGGCCGACUGAGACUGCGUUGGGCGGCAACGAGGCAGGAUGGUCAGGCCUCUGGAGCUUGUUCGACCCUUCCUCACCGUGCUGCCGGAUAUUGAAUUGCCUGAGAGGAGAGUUUCUUUUCGCGAGAAGGCAGCGUACACGGCGGUGGCCCUGUUCGUGUUUUUGGUGUGCUCUCAGCUGCCCCUUUAUGGGAUCAAAACCAACUCUGGGUCAGACCCUUUCUACUGGGCCCGCGUCAUCAUGGCGUCAAACAGGGGUACAUGCAUGGAGCUGGGUAUCAGUCCAAUUGUCACGUCAGGACUGGUGAUGCAGCUCCUAGCAGGCUCCAAACUCAUAGAUGUGGACAACAGUGUGAAGGCGGAUCGGGAACUGCUAAAUGGAGCGCAGAAGCUGCUGGGUGUCCUUAUAACCAUCGGUGAGGCUGUGGCCUACGUGGUGUCUGGCAUGUAUGGAGACGUCCGUGAGCUCGGCGCCGGCAAUGCUAUCCUGAUCAUCACCCAGCUGUUCUUUGCCGGCAUCAUCGUCAUCUGCCUGGACGAAAUGCUGCAGCACGGCUAUGGCCUGGGCUCGGGGAUCUCCCUCUUCAUCGCCACCAACAUCUGCGAGAGCAUCAUCUGGAAGGCCUUCUCGCCCUACACCGUCGCCGGCCCCCGCGGCGUCGAAUUUGAAGGCGCCAUGAUUGCCUGCUUCCACCUACUGCUCACCCGUGGGGACAAGGUCCGCGCCCUGAAAGAGGCCUUCUACCGCAGCAGCCUGCCCAACGUCAUGCAGCUGAUGUCUACCAUCGCCAUCUUCAUGGUCGUCAUCUACUUCCAGGGCUUCCGCGUGGACCUCCCGGUGCGGUCGAAGCAGAGGCGCGGCGCGCAGCAGAACUACCCCAUCAAGCUGUUCUACACCUCCAACAUGCCCAUCAUUCUGCAGAGCGCACUUGUGUCCAACCUCUACUUCAUCUCCCAGCUCCUCUACAAGCGUUAUGGCGGGAAUAUUCUCGUGCAGUUGCUGGGCAAGUGGCAGGAGGUGGACAUGUCGGGGCAGAUGCACCCGGUGGGCGGGCUGGUGUACUACAUCAGCGCGCCCCACAGCCUGGCGCAGGUGGCGGCCAACCCGCUGCACGCGCUUGUCUACGUAGCCUUCAUGCUGGGCGCCUGCGCGCUCUUCUCCAAGACCUGGAUCGAGGUCUCUGGCUCCUCCGCCAACGACGUCGCCAAGCAGCUGCGCGAGCAGCAGAUGUUCCUCCAGGGGCACCGUGACACUGUGCAGUCGUUGAAGAAGGAGCUGAACCGGUACAUCCCCACCGCCGCCGCCUUUGGAGGCAUGUGUAUAGGCGCGCUGACCAUUGUGGCCGAUUUCAUGGGGGCCAUUGGAUCAGGGACAGGGAUCCUCUUGGCUGUCACGAUCAUAUAUCAGUACUUCGAGGCGUACGAGAAGGAGAAGGCGCAGGGUCAGAACCUCUUUUGAGUGCAUCAGGCCUUCACUGUAUGACCUGGUUCCUGCUCAGGAACUGCCGACUGUCUGCGAAAAACUGGCUUGAUUACAGGAGGGGUGCAGUGUGUCAUCGGUGUCAGGUCUGGUGUGCUCCAGCUGUACAGAUCUGACAAAACUUGACUUGUUACUAGCACUCGGCCUCUUGUGGGUUGCUGUUGUAUCGCCGUUGGUGCAGGGCCUCAACUUGAGGGAGGCUAGGGUCUUAGGGCAGCUUUGCAGGAAUACUUGAGCAAAUGGCUGUCACCUGCUCUUACAUGGGUCGCAGCAUGGGCAGAGGAUAGGGAGUGAUGUUUCAUGAGUGUGUGCGUGGCGUUCUUAAGUGAGAGUGGGAAAUACAAUUCUGGAUUAGUUUUGUAAUAUGAUGCAUAAGCAUAUC